Serpula lacrymans var. lacrymans S7.9 is the source of this 156-nucleotide messenger RNA. RefSeq lists its product as uncharacterized. The transcript has a single exon. The annotation marks the transcript as partial. Lineage: Eukaryota; Fungi; Basidiomycota; Agaricomycetes; Boletales; Serpulaceae. The record is from RefSeq and is a predicted model, not a curated record.
AUUUAUCUCGCACCUACUCUGCACCUGUCAAAAAUAAUGCGGACAUGCCCCUUCAUUCAUGCACGCACUACACGUGUCCUACAGAAGCGCACAGACGGCAUUCGUAAGUCAGCUAGCCAAGGGAAAGAACUAAACAAGUUGAUAUUGAGAAAAUAG